AUGACAUUACAUGGAAGCACCUACAAAGAGGACUCGCAAACAUUAGAGGAGUUUAUCGAAGACGUUGAAUUGACAAUAAAGAGUAGGCCCACCCCAGAGGAAGAAAAGGUUAACUUUAUAAUAAGUCUGUUAGAGGGUCCAGCUAAAGAAGAGAUAAGGUACCGACCACUCUCUGAAAAGAAAACAACAAAAAGUGUGUUGAUUAUACUGAGGGAAGUAUUUGGUGAAAGGGAAACAAUAUCAGAACUAUUGUCAGAUUUCUAUGUUUGCAAACAGGCAGAAACCCAGACACUACAAGAAUUUUCACAUAUCCUCAUGUGUAAGCUAGACAAGAUAUGCAAGCGAGACCACAAAUGCAUAAUAGAUCGAGACAUUGUCUUGCGCAACCAGUUUGCUGAGAACUUAAGACCAACAUGGCUCAAAAGAGAAUUAAAGAAACGCAUAAGAGGUACAAACACAAUUUCAUUUAAUGAUAUUCGGGAGGAAGCAACUUUGCUCAUGGAGAACGGCGAUGUACAAGAAACUAGCCAACAACAAGACAACAGGACAGACGACUUUGAAGUCCCCAUUUUCGCUACUCAAGCCAAACCAUCUGGAGCUUCCGACAUAGCAAAAGUACUUGAAGAUCUCAAAUCGGAACUCCAAAGCAUCAAAUCAGAGGUAAAAACGUUAAAAGAAGAAAAACAAGGAGCAUAUAGAAAACCAAGAGAUUGUUACUAUUGUGGUAAGAUUGGGCACAUAAAAAGAAACUGUCGCAGCUUCAUCAGAGAUCAAGGUAAUGCUACACAUAACCAAAGAAAUGAAACAAAUGAUUUAAACGAAAACAGUCUACGGCAGGGAGCCGGUCCGUAG
This is a messenger RNA of Mytilus trossulus (common blue mussel), 852 nucleotides long. RefSeq lists its product as uncharacterized. The coding region runs from base 1 to 852 and encodes 283 amino acids. Gene Ontology annotation, molecular function: nucleic acid binding; zinc ion binding. The transcript has a single exon. Lineage: Eukaryota; Metazoa; Mollusca; Bivalvia; Mytilida; Mytilidae. The record is from RefSeq and is a predicted model, not a curated record.